Miscanthus lutarioriparius is the source of this 2094-nucleotide messenger RNA. The record is from the annotation of a GenBank genome assembly. Lineage: Eukaryota; Viridiplantae; Streptophyta; Magnoliopsida; Poales; Poaceae.
AUGGAUCGGGCAAUCCAAUUAUCAGAGAACAUAGACAUAAAGGACGGCAUGACUAGCCGGCGCUCAUCUCCAAAACUUGUGGCUGGGCGGCAUGUCAAUAAUGUUGGCAUGGAGGAGGCUGAGUUGUCGCUACAGGGAGGUGGCUCUCUUAACUAUGAGGAAGCAAGGGCAUUGCUUGGAAGGGUAGAAUACCAAAGGGGACAUAUUGAAGAAGCACUUCGCGUGUUUGAUGGGAUAAAGAUAUCUGCACUAACUCCCGAGAUGAAAAAAUCUGUCGUUAGAAAAGUUAGCCAGCAAAAGCCUCGCUCACAUUCCAGCUCUCUGACAAUGCCCUUCCAUUCUGUUACUAUACUGAUGGAGACUAUAUAUCUUAAAUCUCUAGCACUUUAUGAUCUUGGAAAAUUUGAAGAGGCUGCACGUGAGUGCAGUGCACUAUUGGACAUCGUGGAAUCUGCAGCACCUGAGGGUUUGCCGUCAAACUUUGGAAAUGAUUGCAACUUGAAUGAAACAAUAUGCAGAGCAGUUGAGUUACUUCCUGAGCUUUGGAAACUAGGAGGCUUUCCUCUUGAAACUAUAUCUUCAUAUAGGAGGGCUCUUGUUAGUAAUUGGAACCUUGAUGCAAAGACCAUUGCUAAACUACAGAAAGAAUUUGCUGUUUUUCUACUAUACAGUGGCUGUGAAGCCAGACCUCCCAAACUUCGAUGUCAAUUGGAUGGUUUAUUUGUACCCCAGAAUAAUCUGGAAGAAGCUAUUCUUCUUUUAUUGAUUCUAUUGGUGAAGUUCAAUCUUAAGAGGAUUGAAAGGGAUGCAACUGUGAUGCAUCACUUAACUUUUGCACUGUCCGUGUCAGGGCAGUUGAAACCUCUUGCUCGUCAGUUUGAAGCACUAUUACCUGGUCUUCUAGACAACAGAGAGUGGCUGUACAAUGUUGCCUUGUGCUACCUAGCAUCAGGUGACGAUUUAACUGCACUGAAUCUUCUUAGAAGGGUAUUGAAGUCUGGAGAAGAUUCAAACAGUCUCAAAGAACUUCUCCUGGCUUCAAAAGUUUGUGGCGAAGACUAUGCUCAUGCUGGAGAAGGAGUUUUAUAUGCUCGUAGAGCCCUUGCCAAUCAGCAUGGAGGUUGUGAUCAAAUGGAGGUUGUUUCAGGCCGUUUGCUUGGCAUUUCCCUAUCCAAUCUAGCUAGAUAUGCUACAAUUGACAUAGAGAGAGCUGCUCAGCAGCAUGAAGCAUUGGAGGUGCUUGCUAAUGCUGGAAAAAAGAUGCACAGCAGAGAUUUCGGCACAAUAUACAGUCUCAGCCUUGAAAAUGCUGUGCAGAGAAAGUUAGAUACAGCAGCUCGUUAUGCAAAGAAGCUGUUGAAAUUAGAGGUUGGGUCAGAAUUGAAGACUUGGCUGCUUAUAGCUCGAAUAAUGAGUGCCCAAAAACGAUAUGAAGACGCUGAGUGCAUUGUAGAUGCCGCAUUAGAUCAGGCUGGGAAGUGGUCUCAAGGAGACCUAUUGCAAACCAAAGCCAAAAUUCAGAUUGCACAUGGGCAGUUUAGGAAAGCAAUUGAGACGUAUACACAGCUUCUUGCUCUGAUCCAACUUAGGGCGAAGAGUUUUGGUGCUGGGAUUUCUGUCUUGCAGGGCACUAGGACUGAAAAAAGUCUGGAAAUAAAAACAUGGUAUGAUCUUGCCCUUUUGUACUUAAGAAUGUCUCAGUGGAAGGAUGCAGAACUUUGCAUAUCCAAAAUAAAAGCUAUCAGUCCAUAUUCUCCCUUGGCUUGUCAUGCUACAGGAAAGCUAAAUGAAGCCAAAGGUUUUAUGAAGGAGGCUCUGCGAGCAUACUCAACAGCGUUAGACCUCGAUCCUAAACAUGUACCGAGUUUGAUAUCAACUGCUACUGUUCUUCGACAGCUUUACGGGAAGCCCUUGCCUGCUGUUAGAUGCUUCCUAACUGAUGCGUUGCGACUAGACAGAACAAACGAUGUUGCUUGGUUCAACCUUGGCUUAGUCUAUGAAGACGAAGGUGACAGCACAGCGAUUGAAGCUGCUGAAUGUUUUAGGGCUGCUGCUCUUCUUGAAGAAAAUGCCCCAGCAGAACCUUUCAGAUGA